AUGAGAGGGAGCUUGAUGAAGAUGAGCGAAAUCAUAGGCGAUGCCAUAGUGGGCCUACAAAAUAAAUCAGGUAGCGACAUGGCAAGAUCAACUAGCGAUGCCUUGGCGAGGCUUGAAGCCCUUGGCGACACCAUGCCCCAAGGUGUCGCAAAUAGAAGAGGGAAGACAAGCGACGCUAGCAGCAAAUUGGGCGACACCAAUGGAGUGACGUAG
This is a messenger RNA of Ilex paraguariensis (yerba mate), 213 nucleotides long. The record is from the annotation of a GenBank genome assembly. NCBI's taxonomy places the organism in Eukaryota, Viridiplantae, Streptophyta, Magnoliopsida, Aquifoliales, Aquifoliaceae.